UAUAUCAUAAUAGUGUAGAUUAAUAUGUGUAUCAAAUUGGGUGUAAGCAUCUUUAUUGUUGAUAAAUAAAUAGUUUUAGAGACAAAAGGAUAGUACUAGUUGGAGAUAAUUGUUGUUGGAAAUGAGGUGAUAUUAAUAAUUAAUGUUUGUCAGAAGCUGAAGUUGUCGUCUACUUAUGGAUUCUCCUGCCAACAGUUCACAUCUGCGGAAAUCAGGAAGCCGACUAGUUGUUUAUGAUAUUGGUAUUGAAAAUAUACUUAUAUAAUAUAGGUUAAUUAUGCUAUUAAUCUAUCUAUCUAUCAGGUAUACUUGAAGAUGCUGCUGCUAGUGUUUUUGAAGAAGAUACCACAGACGCCAAGGCCACUACAACCAUAAUUCCAUCUCCUCUUGUAAAAUUUAAUCUUCAUGUGUUACUGUUUAUCAUUUGGGGUGUUACCUGUUGCAAGCUGGGAUUCAGUCAAGAGAAUGAGUUUAAACCUCCGUGAUCUUUUUCUGUAUGAGGCUUUUCUUUAUUACAAUCCUUUGCUACUUGUGACCAUAAUGGUUUGGCUUUGGGGCAUCAACCUAUGGGUUUUUGCACAGGCUGAUGUUAACUUUCCUAAAAUUUUUGACCUCGAUCAAAAUCAUCUCUCUCACACACAGAUUUGGAAGUGUGCUACCUGGAUGACCAUCAUCGUGCCAACUAGCAUGACAGCCUAUCUUUAUCUCUAUUCAAAUGGAGAAGUUUCGUUGGCUGCAUCUCAACCAGUGCUCCUAUAUGCUGCUUUCGCCAUGGCUCUGCUUUGUCCCUUUCAUAUUUUCUAUUUAUCAUCUCGCUACUUUUUGUUAAGAACACUUUGGAGGAUAGUUUUCCCGCUGCAGGCAAUAGCUUUUGCUGACUUCUUCCUGGCUGAUAUAUUAACAUCUAUGUCAAAGGUAUUUUCUGAUUUGGAGCGUUCAGUAUGUAGAAUGGUUCAUCGACAGGUUGCUACGAUUGCAUGGUUUGAAGGUGAUUCUGUUUGUGGCAGUCACUCAGUUGCCAUUCCUAUAGUUCUUGUAUUGCCUUAUCUAUUUCGUCUAUUUCAAUGUCUACGGCAAUACAAGGAUACUAGAGAUAAGACUAGCCUGUUCAAUGCUUUAAAAUAUUCAACAGCAGUACCAGUGAUAUUUGUGUCAGCCCUUCAGUAUCACGUAUUCCCUGACAAGUGGGUUAACCUUUAUAGACCUUUGUGGCUUGUCUCAGCCGUUGUGAACUGUCUCUAUUCAUUUUAUUGGGAUCUGACAAGAGAUUGGGACUUAAGUUGUUUCACUGUGGUUUUCAAGUUCAACAAACCACAUAUUUUAUCACAUUACUUAUACGGACGCAAAUGGGUGUACUUUUGGGUAAUCGGAAGCAACCUAAUAUUGCGAUGCACGUGGACAUACAAGUUGUCUGCCCAUCUCCGACACAAUUACCUCACAGUAUUCACAAUAACUGCUCUUGAGAUGUUCCGUCGUUUCCAGUGGGUUUUCUUCCGUGUAGAAAAUGAGUGGAACAAGAUAAGCAACAACAAAUCAUCAAAUACUCAACUCUACUUGGGUGAUCAACAAGAUAAAGAAGAAGAAUUCCUCAUCAACUCCAAUGGUCACAAUGUAUAGCCAACCAUAUAUCCAUUCCAUAUUUGCAAACAAUAAUAUCUUACUUGUCAAUACUAUAUACAAGGGUACAUAGAGCUAACAUACUACACAAUUAGGUAGGAUAUGAUAUGAUACAUUGACAAGUUUUAUUUAAUGCGUGCUUAAGUUUUUCUUUGUCUUGUAGGGCUUUCUAUUCUAUGCUUCUUUUUGGAAGCUAUUUCAUUUAUUUUCAUAAAUAAAUUCUAUUAUUUUCAGCA
Messenger RNA from Solanum lycopersicum (tomato), 1853 nucleotides. RefSeq lists its product as uncharacterized. NCBI's taxonomy places the organism in Eukaryota, Viridiplantae, Streptophyta, Magnoliopsida, Solanales, Solanaceae. The record is from RefSeq and is a predicted model, not a curated record. Gene Ontology annotation, cellular component: cytoplasm; membrane.